Penicillium arizonense is the source of this 4335-nucleotide messenger RNA. RefSeq lists its product as uncharacterized. Bases 1 to 4335 code for a protein of 1444 amino acids. The record is from RefSeq and is a predicted model, not a curated record. Lineage: Eukaryota; Fungi; Ascomycota; Eurotiomycetes; Eurotiales; Aspergillaceae. Gene Ontology annotation, biological process: transmembrane transport. Gene Ontology annotation, cellular component: membrane. The transcript is spliced from 10 exons. Gene Ontology annotation, molecular function: ATP hydrolysis activity; ABC-type transporter activity; ATP binding.
AUGUGUGAUAUUGCUGCGCAGAACGUUUUUGGUCCUACCAUUGGCGCCGGCUGUCGCAAUGGCUUUGACUUCACUUUGCUAUUCGAAGAGUCGUUCUUUACCAUCCUUCCUUGUUCGCUGUUUCUGCUAUGUCUGCCUCUGCAGCUGUAUCGGAGUCGCACCUCUCCACUAACUCGCCGGGGGCUUUUGUUCCCCGGGAAACUGAUUGCUCAUGUGCUAUCGAUCUGUUUGAAGAUUACGCUAUUGGUAUUGGUGCUUCUUCCCCAGCUGCAGAUCCCAAAGACACGUACAACUGUGGCAGCAGUGGCUCUAGAUGCUGUCACCGCACUGUUAAUGGUCAGUGUAUCCUAUAGCCAGCAUUAUCGCUCUCCUCGACCAUCAACGUUGCUCCUCCUUUUCCUGAGCCUAUCAUUGCCACUAAAUGGAAUCCGGGCCCGAACAAUAUGGGCGGCGCAGACUCAUUUGUUCUGUGCUGUCUUCAUCGCCGGCCUGGGCUUGGACCUAGUGAAGCUUUUGCUUGAGUCCGUUGAACAGAACCCGUUUCUCACCAACGAAGCCACAAAAUCACCACGAGAGACCAUUGCGAAUGUGUUCAACCGUAGUAUGUUUUGGUGGUUGAAUCCGCUCUUGAUCCAAGGAUUUCAAGAAGUCCUUGAAGCCGACAAACUUCUGUCCAUUGAUGCCCGCGUCAACGACGCAGCAGGCAGGGAUCUAUUUACGCGAAAAUGGGACGCAGUGCAGACCAAGUCUUCCUCUGCCUUGACGAUGCUCUUGAUCGUUCACCAUCGAUGGGCCAUUGCAUCUGCCUUUCUACCUCGACUUUGCAUGACAGGCUUCACUUUCGCGCAGCCAUUCCUCCUGACGCGCGUGGUCAGCUUUGUCUCCGAGGCCAAUGAUCCCCUCAGCCAGAAUCAUGGAUACGGGUUGAUUGUCGCCACCAUGUUGAUCUACUUGGGAUUGGCUAUUACCACCGCCAAGAGCCAACACAAGACUUUUCGUUUGAUUACCAUGCUUCGUGGUAGCAUCGUGCCGCUCGUAUAUCGACACACGAUGCACUUGGAUGUUGGCGUCGCACGGGACUCGGCUGCUUUGACUCUGAUGAGUGUAGAUGUUGAGCGUAUCAGCUCCGGCCUGCAGUAUGUCCACGAGGUUUGGGCCAGUCCUAUUGAUAUUGGGCUCGCCCUGUGGUUGCUAGAGCGGCAGCUGGGCCUGGCAGUUGUGGCAUUUGCAUCUGUAUUCCUUUUGUGUACCCUCCUUGGGCUUGGUGUGGCCAGCACCAUGGGUGGACGACAGCAAAGAUGGCUUCAGGCUAUCCAAAACCGUGUGCAAGCCACAUCGGAGAUGCUGAAGAGCAUGAAGGAGGUGAGACUAGGUGGCCUGCAGAAUUUGAUGGCAGACAAGCUCCGCGGAUUACGCGCAGUAGAGGUUUCAGAGUCGACGCCAUUCAAAAGAGCGUUGACUCUGAUUGUUACUUUGUCCUAUACUACAACCUCCACCGGUCCGCUCCUGGCAUUUACCAUGUACAGCCUGCUGGCGAAACGAUAUGGGUCCACCAUGCUCAAAUAUGAUACGGCCUAUACCGCUCUAUCGCUUUUUGCCCUCCUACAGGCACCUAUGGCCUUGAUAUUGGAUGCCAUUGCAGGAUUAGUCUCCGCCUUGGGUGCCCUGGCUCGCAUUGGCGAGUAUUUGUCAAAACCCACGGGAAGCUAUGGCGAAAAAAGCCGACUUCCCCAUCUUCCGGCCUCUUCUGUACUCGACUAUCCAGUCCUCGACGAGAAGAAAUCUCCGAUUAUGGUAAUGGCGCAGGGAUUUAGUGCUGGCUGGGAACCCCAAGGAGCUAUGAUUCUCAAGGACAUCAGUUUUGAGGUUCGACCGUCAAGUAUCAACUUCGUGGUAGGCCCAGUGGCCUGUGGUAAAACCACCUUGUUGCUGGCCAUCCUCGGCGAAGUUGCCCAUCAUGAAGGUCGGCUGGACGUGGCAGUGCCUCGGGUAGGCUACUGCAGUCAGACGCCGUGGAUAACAAAUGGUACAAUUCAACGUAACAUUCUGGGCACUAGUCUCUAUGACCAACCAUGGUAUGACAGGGUCGUGGAGAUGUGUCUUCUCAGAGAUGACAUCUCCACUUUCCCCCAUGGAGAUCAAGAAUGGGUCGGGAACAGCGGUAUGACUCUAAGCGGUGGUCAAAAGGCUCGACUGGCCAUUGCACGCGCUGUCUACGCCAAGGAAAAGGUUCUUCUUCUCGAUGAUGUCUUCAGUGGGCUGGACGGAAAGACCGAAGAAAAUUUGUUUCAUAACCUGUUCGGCCAGGAUGGGCUUCUGAAGGAGGCGGAGAUCACGGUCAUAUUGGCAACCCAUGCUGUCCAACGUCUCGUCUAUGCAGACAAUGUCAUCAUCUUGGACUCGGAAGGGCACAUUGCAGACGAGGGCACUACCAGCGAGGUGAUUGCAACUGCUAAAGAGAUGGCGUUUAGCCCAUCGGAAAAGAAGCAAAGUGUUGUAUCGUCCAACAAAGCCGAGGAGGAUCUUACAAGGAUUCUUUCCGCCGAAGAAGCGCCCAGGGGGGAGGACCGUCGGACUGGCGAUACGGCGGUUUACAAAUACUAUAUCCAGACUGUUCACCCCAUCAGCGCGGCGAUCUUUUUCGUUGCAUGCUCUGUCUUUGUUGUGGGACUCAUCCUGCCCCAAUUCCUGGUCAAAUGGUGGCUGGCCAGAAACGAUGAAUAUACUGUUACCCAUAUGAGGCAGUAUCUCGGCGGAUACGCGGGUCUAUCUGCACUGGCGAUUAUCUCACUCCCUUUCGCAGUUUGGCACCUUACUGAACGAAUGUUGCCACGGGCGUCGAUGCAAUUCCAUGCGUCUCUCCUCACCACCGUUCUUCAUGCACCAUUGCAGUUCUUCUCAACCACUGACGUAGGCACGACCCUGAAUCGCUUUGCUCAGGAUCUCCAAUUGUCCGAUAUGGAACUGCCGCUAGCACUCUUCAACACUUCAGUGGAAUUGCUACUCUGCACAGCCCAGUUGAUUAUUAUUGCGAUAUCCUCCAAAUGGAUUGGCAUUGCCUUGCCAGCACUAAUGGCGGUGUUCUAUCUGAUUCAGAAGUUCUAUCUGCGAACCGCCCGGCAGCUUCGGCUUCUUGACAUCGAAGCCAAAGCGCCUUUGUUUUCUACUUUUCUCGAGCUCAUCUCUGGUCUAGCUACCAUUCGCGCAUUUGGGUGGCAGACCGAAUUUGACAAUCGCAAUCGCGAGGUGUUUGAUCGUUCCCAGAAGCCGUUCUAUCUGCUAUACUGUGUGCAACGCUGGUUGAACCUCGUUCUAGAUCUGGUGGUGGCCGCAGUGGCUAUCAUGGUCGUGACCAUCGGUGUGCGUACCCAGGGACAGGUUGAUGCUGGCUUCAUGGGCAUUGCUCUGGUGAACAUCGUGCAGUUAAGUAUCAGCAUCAAAGCUUUCCUUUCGAACUGGACCCAGCUGGAAAUCUCCAUCGGUGCAGUCUCUCGCAUUAGGUCAUUUGUUUCAGAUGCACCGUCGUCAAAUGGAGACGGAACCGAGAGUCUUCUUCACACAAGGUGGCCUGAGAAGGGGCAGAUAAAAUUCCGGGAUGUGACAGCGCAAUAUGAAGGCUCCCCCUACCCGGUGAUUCGAAAUCUUACUCUGUCGAUUGCGCCAGGGGAGAAGUUUGCCUUGUGUGGGCCGAGUGGAAGUGGUAAAUCAUCCAUCGCUUCUAGCCUCUUCGGUCUCCUCACCUCAUGUGAGGGGACUAUUACUAUCGAUGAUGUGGACAUCUCUACGGUAGCUCGCGACACACUCUACGCUCGCUUAAUCUGCGUCACGCAGUCGCCCCAUCUAAUCUCCGGCUCUAUUCGAGAGAACGUCGACCCCUUUAAUGCACAAUCUGAUGACCAAGCAAUCGAGCUGGCGCUUAAAGAGGUGCAUCUCUGGGAGACAGUAGCCUCGCGAGGCGGAAUCCAUGCCCAACUGUCUGAAGGUCUAUUCAGUGUUGGGCAGCAGCAACUACUGUGUCUAGCCCGCGCCAUGAUUCGUCCAGGCUCGGUGGUAGUGUUGGACGAGGUCACAGCCAGUGUGGAUCGGGAGACAGACCGCCAAAUGCAAGAGAUCAUUCGCCGCCACUUUGCAUCUCGUACAGUGAUCACAAUUGCGCAUCGCAUCUCUACGAUUCUGGAUGCUGAUCGUGUCGCCGUCGUCUCGGACGGAGUGAUUGUUGAGCUGGGCCCUCCAGCGGAACUAUUGGCUCGUGAGCCUCGCAGUCUGUUCCGUGGUCUAUAUGAAGCUACUACAGCCUCCAACCAAUCUUGUGAGACAUUACUGGAGGUGCAGUAG